CUGAUACUAUCUUUGGUACAAUUUUUAUUAUAAUGUGGGGUGGAUCUGCAGUAAUAACGUAAGUUUAAAAUUUAAGUUUGAAUUUAGAGUAAAUGCAAAAUUGUUAGGUGGAUAAGUUUCAUUUUUUUAGAGUGUUUGUGUACUUGGUUAUUGUGUAUUUCCAAUAAAUAUAGCUGCUGUUUUGAUAACUUUCUUUUAAUCAUAUUUUGGAUUUUUCUUAAGAAUAAUAAUUGUUGGAGUUGCAUUUUUAUGGUCAACAUUUUGUAAAUUUAUUAACAUUAUUAAUAGCAUCGUUGUCUUUUAUGAGUAGUAUGAUGAAUGAAGAAAAGAAAGUUAUUUCAGUUUAUCCAAUAUUUUUAUUUUACAUGUUUCUGUCAUGGUUUUGCAUUUUUAUUUGA
Paramecium primaurelia is the source of this 398-nucleotide messenger RNA. NCBI's taxonomy places the organism in Eukaryota, Ciliophora, Oligohymenophorea, Peniculida, Parameciidae. The record is from the annotation of a GenBank genome assembly.